CACAUCUUCAAGACAAGAAGAUUGAGUCGCGGCAAACACGCCGCUGUUCCUGAAGAAACUGAAAACUUCGCCUUACAAGAUGAAGCUGACUGUUAUCAUAACUUUGUGCGCCCUGACGACUUGUGCACUUGGAAAACCUGUAGAUAAAAAAGCGGAGCUUAACUCAAAAUGCUUCGAGGCCGGAGCACCUAUCAGUUCGAAACCAUUUGAAAAACCCGGGGAUUGCGAUCACUUUUAUCAGUGUUCGAAUGGUUACCUCUACACGAUGCCAUGCGCUCCGGGCACAGCAUUCAGUCCCGCUCUGAGCGUCUGCGACCACCCAGAAAACGUAGAUGGGUGCGGAGGUAGUGCCAGUACACCAGCUCCACCAACCAAGCCAGCCGAUAAAGAGUGCUUGGACUCUGAUGGAAAUGCAAUUACCAAAGGACCCUUCGCAAAUCCAGAUGAUUGUGCAUUGUUCUAUCAGUGUGUUGCCGGACAGCUUUACACAUUGGGGUGCCCACCAGAUUUAGUUUACAACCCAGCACUCAGCUAUUGUGACUAUCCGAAAAACGUCCCCAGUUGCGGAGGUGUAGCACCAACCAGCGCGCCAGAAACUACAACAAAGCCCUUUGACGAUGAAUGUGUGGAUGCGAACAACCAGCCCACCUCGACGGGACCAUUUGAAAAUCCAAACGAUUGCAAUUCAUUCUACCAGUGUUCAAACGGCUAUCUGCACAUAAAGAUUUGUCCAGACAACACAUAUUUUAACCCAGCAAUAAGUGUGUGUGACCAUGACAAUGGUGAAUGUGGUUCUGGGUCUGGCAGCAGCGGUUCUGGUGGCAGUGGAACUCCCGAAGUCACUUUAUCUCCAUUCGAUAAACUGUGCAUGGAUUCUGAUGGCAAACCAAUCAGUUCUAAUCCAUUUGAAAAGCCUGGAGAUUGUGACAACUUCUACCAAUGCUCCAAUGGUUACCUCCAUGUUAUGCCAUGCGCUCCAGGAACUGCAUUCAACCCAGCAAUAAGUGUGUGUGACCAUCCAUACAAUGUUCCUGGUUGUGGUGCCCCAGCAGCAACAACAACAACUGAAGCACCAAAACCAACCACAAAACCAUUUGACAAGGAAUGCUUGGAUUCUAAUGGCAAACCAAUGAGCACUGGUCCAUUUGAGAACCCUGGUGAAUGUGACUCCUUCUACCAAUGCUCCAAUGGUUACCUCCAUGUUAUGCCAUGCGCUCCAGGAACUGCAUUCAACCCAGCAAUAAGUGUGUGUGACCAUCCAUACAAUGUUCCUGGUUGUGGUGCCCCAGCAGCAACAACAACAACUGAAGCACCAAAACCAACCACAAAACCGUUUGAUAAGGAAUGUUUGGAUUCUAACAGCAAACCAAUCAGCACUGGUCCAUUUGAGAACCCUGGUGAAUGUGACUCCUUCUACCAAUGCUCCAAUGGUUACCUCCAUGUUAUGCCAUGCGCUCCAGGAACUGCAUUCAACCCAGCAAUAAGUGUGUGUGACCAUCCAUACAAUGUUCCUGGUUGUGGUGCCCCAGCGGCAACAACAACAACUGAAGCACCAAAACCAACCACAAAACCAUUUGAUAAGGAAUGCUUGGAUUCUAACAGCAAACCAAUCAGCACUGGUCCAUUUGAGAACCCUGGUGAAUGUGACUCCUUCUACCAAUGCUCCAAUGGUUACCUCCAUGUUAUGCCAUGCGCUCCAGGAACUGCAUUCAACCCAGCAAUAAGUGUGUGUGACCAUCCAUACAAUGUUCCUGGUUGUGGUGCCCCAGCAGCAACAACAACAACUGAAGCACCAAAACCAACCACAAAACCGUUUGAUAAGGAAUGUUUGGAUUCUAACGGCAAACCAAUCAGCACUGGUCCAUUUGAGAACCCUGGUGAAUGUGACUCCUUCUACCAAUGCUCCAAUGGUUACCUCCAUGUUAUGCCAUGCGCUCCAGGAACUGCAUUCAACCCAGCAAUAAGUGUGUGUGACCAUCCAUACAAUGUUCCUGGUUGUGGUGCCCCAGCAGCAACAACAACAACCGAAGCACCAAAACCAACCACAAAACCAUUUGACAAGGAAUGCUUGGAUUCUAAUGGAAAGCCAAUCAGCACUGGUCCAUUUGAGAACCCUGGUGAAUGUGACUCCUUCUACCAAUGCUCCAAUGGUUACCUCCAUGUUAUGCCAUGCGCUCCAGGAACUGCAUUCAACCCAGCAAUAAGCGUGUGUGACCAUCCAUACAAUGUUCCUGGUUGUGGUGCCCCAGCAGCAACAACAACAACCGAAGCACCAAAACCAACCACAAAACCAUUCGACAAGGAAUGCUUGGAUUCUAACGGCAAACCAAUCAGCACUGGUCCAUUUGAGAACCCUGGUGAAUGUGACUCCUUCUACCAAUGCUCCAAUGGUUACCUCCAUGUUAUGCCAUGCGCUCCAGGAACUGCAUUCAACCCAGCAAUAAGUGUGUGUGACCAUCCAUACAAUGUUCCUGGUUGUGGUGCCCCAGCGGCAACAACAACAACUGAAGCACCAAAACCAACCACAAAACCAUUUGAUAAGGAGUGUUUGGAUUCUGAUGGCAAACCAUUCAGUUCCAAUCCGUUUGAAAAAAAUGGAGAUUGUGACAACUUCUACCAAUGCUCCAAUGGUUAUUUGUACACAAUGCCAUGCGCUCCAGGAACUGCAUUCAACCCAGCAAUUGGUGUGUGUGACUACCCUUACAAUGUACCUGGUUGUGGAGGUACCUCAGCCCCAACAACAGUUCCACCAACCCAAGCACCAACAAUAGACCCAAAAUGCGUGGAUUCUAAUGGCAAACCAAUGAGCACUGGUCCAUUUGAAAAACCUGGAGAUUGUGACCACUUCUAUCAAUGCUCCAAUGGUUACCUCCAUGUUAUGCCAUGUGGUCCAGGAACUGCGUUCAACCCAGCAAUAAGUGUGUGUGAUUGGCCGUACAAUGUUCCUGGUUGUGGUGCCCCAGCAGCAACAACAACAACCGAAGCACCAAAAACAACAUCACCACCAUUUAAUGCUCAAUGCGUGGAUUCUAAUGGCAAACCAAUGAGCACUGGUCCAUUUGAAAAACCUGAAGAUUGUGACAACUUCUACCAAUGCUCUAAUGGUUACCUUCAUACAAUGCCAUGCGCUCCAGGAACUGCAUUCAACCCAGCAAUUGGUGUGUGUGAUUGGCCUAAGAACGUUCCUGGUUGUGGUGCCUCAAGCGGCGGUUCGCCGACGUGUAAGGACGCAGAUGAUAAACCACUAAGUACUGGUCCGUUUGAGAAACCUGGUGAUUGUACACAUUUCUACCAGUGUGGAGCAGGUAUCUUGUACGUCAUGCCUUGCGCAAGUGGCACAGUUUUCAACCCAACGUUAUCUGUGUGUGAUUGGUCACACAAUGUUCCUGGUUGUUAAGAUGCUUCCAAGUGCUUCUGCUGACGAAAAGUUAUUUUAUUUAUUUUGCCAAUUCUUUAUAAUUCCACAAGCCAGCGGUGAUGCUUCGACAUAAAGAUUUAUUCGCAGCUGCUUUUAUUAUAUUCUGCACAAGUUUUCAAUCCAAAACCUUGAUACUGUAAUUCUUGCCGUCUUUAGGCUUAUAUGAUGCACGUAGUUGUUGAAUGCUCAAUAAAUCAAUGCAAUGUUUGUAUUC
Molecule: messenger RNA, 3632 nt
Organism: Ciona intestinalis (vase tunicate)
Lineage: Eukaryota; Metazoa; Chordata; Ascidiacea; Phlebobranchia; Cionidae
Source: RefSeq, a predicted model, not a curated record